AUGGGCAUUGAAGCGGAACUACUCGCGAUUAUAGGGACUGGCGACGUCGCCGUCGCCGCGGGCAUGGUCGAGCAGCUCGACGUGGUGCUGAGCCACCUCGCCGACGUCCACAAGGAGGGCGGCUCAGACGGUCCUGGGGGCGCUGGCGCUAUGCUGGCUGCCGCGGUGGCCUCGGGGAAGGAGGCGAUAGUGCCGUUUGUGUGGGGCCGCAUCAAGGCUUGCAGCGGGGCCGCCGCGCAGGAUGCGCUGGAGUAUGGAGCGGCGUCGGCGGCCCGCCGGAAAGACCCCCGCAUGCUCCGCGCGCUGGUGGAGUGCGCCCUCGUGCCUAGGGAGGCCAGCGCGCGGACGCGUGGUCGCGCAAUUCUCGCGGUCGCGCGCGCCAGCGGCGACGCGACGAUGCUGAACACCCUCAAGGAGCUCCACGUCCACCGCGGCGCCCCGGAAGAGUGCUGGCAAGGCCUGCUCAACCUCGGGCUCUCCGAGUCCCGCCCGGAGCUCCUCACCUGGGCAUUCAAAGCCUCGGGCCUCGAGCCGUCCUCCAUCGGCCCCGCGGACCAGGGCGAGCUCCUCGCCGCGGCGGCGCGCGCCAACUCCAGGCCGUGCCUCGACGCCAUCAUCCACGCCGCCCGCAUCGUGCCGCUCCCGACGCGCUCCGGCCGCAAGCCCCCCUCCCACGACCACCCGCUCGUCGCGGCCGCCAUGGCCGCCGCCGCCACGGGCUGCGAGGGGGUCCUGGCGCACCUGCACCGCACCAUGAACCUCCCGCUCAGCGUGACGGACCGCGAGGGGCGCGGACUCGCGCACGAGGCGGCGCGGCGCGGGCAGGCCGGCGUGGUGCGCUGGCUCGCGGUCAACGCCGGCACGGGGCACGUCCUCGUGACGGACGCGCACGGCCGCACGCCGCUGCACGACGCGAGCUACAUGGGCCACGAGGAGGUCGUCGAGGUGCUGCUCGGGCUGCAGCCGACGGCGGCGUUCGUGGGGCAGGUCGAGCAGCAGUCGAACCGGACGUGCCUGCACAUCGCUGCCCGCCGCGGCAACGUUGGCAUCGUGCACCGGCUGGCAAACUACCCGGGGCCGCACGUGACGACGAGCGACCGGUCGGGGUGCACGCCGCUGCUGGUCGCGCUGCGGCACGGGCAGGCCGGCGCGGCGCGCGCGCUCGUGGCGUCGGGGCGCGCGGACGCCAAGGACGUGGACUCACGCGGGCGGUCGGCGCUGCACCACGCGGCGAAGAUCGGCGACCCGGCGCUGCUGGCGGCGCUGCUGCGCGCGGGCGCGGACCCGUGGGGCGGCCCGCAGGCGACCGUGCCGCCCGUGCAGGUGUGCGGGGACGCGCAGUGCCGCGCGCUGCUGCAGUCGUACGCGCAGCUCACCGCCGAGGACCGCGGCGCGCUGCAGAGCGAAGGAAAGCGGUCGGCGCUGGUCGAGAAGGCGGAGAAGAUCGCGCUCGCGGCGCCAGCGAGCCCGAUGACGGGCCGCGUGCGGACGCCGCCCGAGAGCGACACGGACGGGGGCGGGGCCACGCCACGUCACGCAAACGGCAACGGGCGAGUCGCCGUCGAUGCGGCGUCGGCCACGUCGGCGAGCGCGCACGACUUGGCGCCCCGCGCGGAGGCGGCCGCGGGGGAGCAGUUCUCGUUCGACGCACCGGGGGGAAGUGACCCGAAACUCCCCCCCACCGAAGACCCCGCCCGGUCGACGUGGCCGCCGCCGCAGCCCACGGCGCCGCCCGCCGACGGCGCGAACAACGGCGGGCCCGCCCCGCAGGGGGCGUGGCGCACCGGCCAGACCCCUGGCGAUGCGGCGGCGUGGCAGCGCGGCCCCGAGGCUACGCCGGAGCUCGAGGUAUCGAAACGGCUGGAGAAGGUGUUCGACCAGGCGGUGCGCGACGUCGGAAUGGACGCGCGGGAGGUGGAGCGAGAGUUCGACGAGCUGGUGCGGCGACGCACGGUGGAUGCGUCGCCGGCAGCGAGCGCGCCGGCAACACCGCGCAAGUCGCGGCCGUCGCUGACGGAGCUCGCGUCGGGCGCGUACGAGAUGGACGCCGCGGAGGACUCGGACGGCGUGGUGAUGUACGAGUCGCCGAGCAAGUCGCGGAACACCGAGGACAGCGGGCACGGAGCGCCGACGAGGGACUCCAAGCGGUGGAUGGCGAACGUGGCCCUGGCGAGCGCGGACCAGUCGGACGCGGACGCGUCCAUGCACGACGACAGGAGCCAGAGGCCCGUGCAGUCCCUCGCGGCGGAGCGCGGCAGCGACGACGAGGCGUCGCCGAGCGCGCGCACGCUCUCGGGGUUCGACGCCAGCGACCACAGGGGCGCGUCGAGCCGGAGGGCGGCGCUCAGGGACAGCGGCCGGCACGCGGCGUCCGCGCCGGAGAGCCCGGCGGAGGACAUCCGGGUCAGCAUCGGCGAGGUGCGCGGUGCGGCUGUGGUCGACUUUUCCCGCGGGCUGUCGCCCGUGCUCGAGGGCGGCAAUCGUGCGCGGGUAGACGCGGGCGACGAGGGCGCGGCGGCGGCCCGGAGCGACGAGGACGAGAGCGCGGAGGGGCCGGAAGUGGGAGCCGACACUGCAGAUGUGCGGGGCGACGCCGCGGAGGCGGGCGCGGCCGAGGAGCGCACGGAAGAGGCCGCCGCGGGUCCGGAUCCGUCGGCGGACCUGCUCGUCGAGGCAGUCGCGAAAGCGGAAGCGGCGGAGUCGUCGCCGCCGGAGCUCAGCGAGACAGCGUCGCCCGACGCGUCGCCCGCGCCCGCCGACCCGGCGCCUGCAGAGCCGGCAGGAGAGCCCGCUGAGGACGCGGCCGCUGCCGAGCCGGCGCCGCUGCAGGCAGAGGGCAGCCCCGUCGCUGCCAACGGGCACGACGCGGGUGACGCGGGUGACACGGGUGACGUGGCAGAGACGGAGGUGCCUGCGCACGAGGGCAGCGAAAGCCGACACGCGUCGGAGAACGGCGACGUCGGCGCCUCGGCCAUCCGGCCGGCGAAGGAGGCAUCGCUCAACAGUGGCGUCUUGGGAGCAAUCGUGCAGGCCGCGAUCGUGUCGGGGGCGCCCGAGACGGUGGCGCGCGAGCGCGAGAUCUCGUUCGGGUCGCCCGAGCUCAUCUCCGAGGCGGCCUCGCCGAGUCUGACCCCCCCCGCGACUCCCCGGGAGGCCCCAGGUCCCCUGCGGCACUCUGUGGGGCGCCUGAGCGGCAGCGACGCGUCCUACGCGGCCGCCGCAGGCGCACCCGCGUCAUCGGAGUCCCCGGAGAUCGACGAGGUGCCGGAUCCGAUGUCCCCCCCGGCUGCCAGCUCGCCCAGGAAGGCGCUAGACAGCGCAGCGGAGCCUGAGCGCCCGGAGGGCUCUCCCCCGGUGCUGAAGACGCAGGCGAAGUCGCAGCUGAACCCGCUGUACGCGUCGCCGGCCGCAGAGGUCCCCGACUCCCCCCCUGCCGAGGCGUUUCACACCCCUCCGGGGUCUGCGGCAAGGACCCCCUACCAGCCGACGACACCGGUCGAGGCGGCCGUCGAGGCGCUGCGCGUGCGCAUCGCGACCGUCGGCGAGGGGCUCUCCUCCGCGGUCGACGCCAUCAUCGACGUGCGCACCGAGAACGAAGAGAUCUCCGCGCAGCUCUCGCGCCUGGAGCACCACGAGCGUGCGUUCCGGCAGGUCCUGCGGAACGAGGUCGAGCGCAUCGACGCGGUCGCUAAGGACGGCGAGGCGACCGCGGGCGCGCUCGAGGCGGUCCGCGGCGACGUGAACGCGCUGCGGAGGACUACCGAGGAGAUGGCUGACGGCGUGUCCGCGGCGCAGGCGCAGACGACGGCGCUGUCGAGCGCGGUCGACGAGAUGCGCGCGGACUACCGCCGGAUGCGCGAGGACACGCAGGGGCUCCGCACGGAGCUCGCGGCGCUGAGCAAGGCACUCACCGCCGCCAACAAGGGCAUCGAAGGCACGGAAUCGAACGUGGCGAAGAUCUCGCGGGACCUCUCGGACCGCGUGCGCAACGUGGAGUCACGGGCCUCGGCCGCGGUCGAGGCGGCGGCGCGCCUGGGCCGCGACACGCGCACCGCCGGCCAGCGCACCAGCGACCGCAUGGACGAGCUCGACAGGCGCGUGAAGACGAUGAAGAUCGCCGGGAAGGGCGGCGCCGUGACCGGCGACGCAGCGGUCCUGGCGGCCACGGCGAGCGAGGCCGCGCAGGCGGCCGUCAAGCAGGUCGGCGACUUGUCGCGCGACGUCGCGUUGCUGCGCCGCAAGCUCUCCGAGGGCGGCGCGUCCCCGGGGGGCGGCGCGCGGACGAUCGGGCGCGGGCCGACUGGCAGCGGGGUGUCGCUGCGGGACGGGCCGGUCGCGCAGGAGCUGCGCGCGGGGCAGAAGGAGUUGCGCGAGACGACGGAGGCGCUGGAGAAGCAGGUGGAGGCGCUGCAGCAGCGGAACGCGCGCAUGCAGGACGUGCUGAGGACGCUCCUGGCGACGACGGCGGCGCGCGGGGCCUCGGGCCACGGCGCGCAGACUCCGCCGGCGGAGCCGCGUACGCCGCCGUCGGUGACGAGGACACCGUCGUGGAGCGCGAAACUGCUGGCGAUGCUGAGCGGGGACGGCGAGGAGGGCGAGGCGGAGGAGGCGGCGACGCGCGCUAGCGUGCGGAGUGCGGUGUCGCCGAGGGACAGUCGCGACCAUGGUGAUGUCGGGGGGGGGGGUCCGAGCGCCCCGGCGACGCCCGAGGUGGCACUGGCGAAGCACCGGACGGAGCGGCGGCUGGAACUGACGCCGCGGGGGUCGCCAGCGGCGCCGGAGGCGGCGCCGGCGCAGCGGCAGGCGCGGUUGUCGACGGUGCAAGCGGCGGCGGCGUUUGUGGCGGCGCAGGUGGUGGUGAUCGGGCUGACGGUGGCGCUGACGCUCGGGUACUUGCAGAACAUCGCAGCGCAUGUGUAG
Molecule: messenger RNA, 4920 nt
Organism: Pedinophyceae sp. YPF-701
Lineage: Eukaryota; Viridiplantae; Chlorophyta; Pedinophyceae
Source: the annotation of a GenBank genome assembly